This is a messenger RNA of Eriocheir sinensis (Chinese mitten crab), 4187 nucleotides long. RefSeq names its product dentin sialophosphoprotein-like. The coding region runs from base 1255 to 2331 and encodes 358 amino acids. NCBI's taxonomy places the organism in Eukaryota, Metazoa, Arthropoda, Malacostraca, Decapoda, Varunidae. The transcript has 6 exons. The record is from RefSeq and is a predicted model, not a curated record.
AUUAUAGCACAUUAUGCUAUAUUUACUCUAUUACCAAUAAGGUUGUGGCUCAUCAUGUACUUAUAUAAAUAUUAUAAUUCUGCUAAAUAAUGAAUUUUUAAAUUGUAAAUCACAUAAAUAGCCUUUUAUUUGUUCUCAAUUGACCGCAAUUACGGCUUUAGCAUUAUGCGCUGAAAAUCAUCGCUCUUGACAACACUGAACUGAACUAAAACAAAUCCAACAUUUUCCCGCUUAAAUUGCCUCACUCGGGACUUUCGUGAUGAGCAGCCAAUAACAGAUUUCUGCCUAUGUUUUGUCCCAUUACCGGGUUUUCCUCUCCCUCUGGUGUGCAUUAAGAUAUAUUGAAGACCCUGCUCGUGGACCAAAGGACAGUGAAAUCACGGCAAACGAUGUGGGUUGUGGGACUGUGGGUGUACCUACAUUUGACUCACCUUGAAUGCAGUGAUGUUAGGGAAACAGCUGGGUUUUAUUUUACAGUAUGGCAAUGCACAAGACUGUAGUAACAUCAUGUACGUACUACUGAACGUGCAGUACCUAUAUAUAGCAGGGUACAGUUCCAGUUUAACUACUUAUUCACUUCUACAUUGCAGACCUACCUCAAAGGGAUGUGGAAAAGAUCGGUGUGGCUGGAGGGCAGAAAAGGAGUGUGUGGUACCAUCUACCUGGAUAGUUGAAGGCAGCCAGAUUUUAUAUUGGCCAUCAAAAGUUGAUGCUCACAAUGCCUUAACUAGUCGAGAAGACCCAGACCCCAAAUCAUGGAGAAAAUUUCCAUUGAAAAAAGUAAAAAUAGCUUCUGACAGUUACGAGGAAUGUGAGCAGCACCAGCUGACAUCAGCAGUAGACAGUGACAGAAGCAGCAGUGACCUGGAUGGGGAAGAUGGUUUGGCCUUGCGUGGUAGGAAGAAACGUAUGAAGAAAGCUCUGCCAAAGGACUUUAUUAGUAGUCAGGAUUUGGAUUGUCCACACUUUGCCUCAGGGCCAUCUUUAUAAGUAGUAGUUGCUCGCCCCCCCUCCACAAAAGGUUGUCCCAUACAACCAUCAACACAGAGUCUUGCCAAGUGAAGCAAGAAAAAAAUCUGAAAAGACAUAUAAUUCUGACAGAUGUGAAAGUAAGAAAGAGUAGUUACCAACAGCAAGAUGAAGGCAGUCAGUCUGAUACCCUACAUAUAGCUAGCAGCAGUGACAGCCAACACAGCAGUUUGGACCUGCAUGACAACCACAGCCUAAGGAACAGAUCUGACCGACAGACAAGACAUGACAGCAGUGACCAACAAAGCAGACAUGACAGCAGCGAUUGACACAGCAGACAUGACAGCAGUGACCAACACAAAAGACAUGACAGCAGUGACCAACACAAAAGACAUGACAGUCAUGACCGACACAACAGACAUGACAGCAGUGACUGACACAACAGACAUGACAGUCAUGACCGACACAACAGACAUGACAGUCAUGACUGACACAACAGACAUGACAGCAGUGACCGACAAAAUAGACAUGACAGCAGUGACCGACACAGCAGACAUGACAGUUGUGACCGACACAAAAGACAUGACAGCAGUGACCGACACAACAGACAUGACAGUCGUGACCGACACAACAGACAUGACAGCACUGACCGACACAACAGACAUGACAGCAGUGACCGACACAACAGACAUGACAGUAGUGACCGACACAACAGACAUGACAGAGGUGACCGACACAACAGACAUGACAGUCAUGACCGACACAACAGACAUGACAGCAGUGACUGACACAACAGACAUGACAGUCGUGACCGACACAACAGACAUGACAGUCAUGACCGACACAACAGACAUGACAGCACUGACCGACACAACAGACAUGACAGUCGUGACCGACACAACAGACAUGACAGUCGUGAUCGACACAACAUACAUGACAGCAGUGACCGACACAACAGACAUGACAGCAGUGACCGACACAACAGACAUGACAGUCAUGACCGACAGAACAGACACGACAGCAGUGACCGACACAACAGACAUAACAGUCAUGACUGACACAACAGACAUGACAGUCAUGACCGACACAACAGACAUGACAGUCAUGACCGACACAACAGACAUGGCAGCAGUGACCGACACAACAGACAUGGCAGCAGUGACCGAUGCAGCAGGCAUGACAGUCGUGACCGACACAACAGACAUGACAGUAGUGACCGACACAACAGACAUGACAGUCGUGACCGACACAACAGACAUGACAGCAGUGACCAACACAGCAGGCAUGACAGUCGUGACCGACACAAUUAUUAACAGACAUGACAACAGUGACCGACACAACAGACAUGACAGCAGUGACUGACACAACAGACAUGACAGACAGAACAGACAUGACAGCAGUGACCGACACAACAGACAUGACAGUCAUGACUGACACAACAGACAUGACAGUCGUGACCGACACAACAGACAUGACAGUCGUGACCGACACAAGACAUGACAGUCGUGACCGACACAACAGACAUGACAGUCAUGACCUACACAACAGACAUGACAGCAGUGACCGACACAACAGACAUGACAGUCGUGACCGACACAACAGACAUGACAGUCGUGACCGACACAACAGACAUGACAGUCGUGACCGACACAACAGACAUGACAGCAGUGACCAACACAGCAGGCAUGACAGUCGUGACCGACAGAAUUAUUAACAGACAUGACAACAGUGACCGACACAACAGACAUGACAGCAGUGACUGACACAACAGACAUGACAGACAGAACAGACAUGACAGCAGUGACUGACACAACAGACAUGACAGUCAUGACUGACACAACAGACAUGACAGUCGUGACCGACACAACAGACAUGACAGUCGUGACUGACACAAGACAUGACAGUCGUGACCGACACAACAGACAUGACAGUCAUGACCUACACAACAGACAUGACAGCAGUGACCGACACAACAGACAUGACAGUCGUGACCGACACAACAGACAUGACAGUCGUGACCGACACAACAGACAUGACAGUCGUGAACGACACAACAGACAUGACAGCAGUGACCGACGCAGCAGGCAUGACAGUCGUGACCGACACAACAGACAUGACAACAGUGACCGACACAACAGACAUGACAGCAGUGACCGACACAACAGACAUGACAGUCGUGACCGACACAACAGACAUGACAGCAGUGACUGACACAACAGACAUGACAGUCGUGACCGACACAACAGACAUGACAGUCAUGGCCGACACAACAGACAUGAGAGUCGUGACCGACACAACAGACAUGACAGCAGUGACCGACGCAGCAGGCAUGACAGUCGUGACCGACACAACAGACAUGACAACAGUGACCAACGCAGCAGACAUGACAGCAGUGACCGACAAGGGAGCGAUUGGAUUCAGAAUCUGUCUAGUGAAGACCUUGAUGAUGUUCAACCCUUGAACCAAGGAGAAAACCGUCAGAGUGGAUUUCCUAUGGAUUAGGCAAAAUUCCAGAGGCGAGUCAUUCAUUUGUCGCUGGAUAUGAGGACCUCUUUGCAUACUCUUACUGGUUCUACACCAAGUGACAAUGAUAUAUCAAUUCAACAGCUGGACUCUAUGGAGGAUGCAGAGGCAUUUGAAAAUGAAUUGUGAACACCCUCUUUUUGCAAAGAAAUGACAGAAAAAUUUGUCCACAUAGGUGGAAUUUCAGUGAAGGAUAUGAUAUCAAAGGUAUUGUGCAGCAUUAUGUCGAAGAAGUUGAUGUGUAAGUACAACAUGUAUGGACAACGGGGCAGAGUGGCUUUUAAAAAUACAAGAUUGUGCAGUGUCAUCACAGACUGUUAUGAAGAAAUUCAGAGAUGUGAGUUUAACAGAAAUACACAUGAUUGCAACACAAUUGUGUAAUGCCCCAAAAAUGAAGUAAAGUGGAAACUAAAUCAUGUAGGGUAGUGGGCAAAUAGUGAUGCUGGGUCAGGGGAUACCAUAAAAUCAGGUAACCAGACAUUUUUUAGGGUUUUGGCCUAUAAAUUCUUGUAGAACUACACUAUUUGAAACCUGUCCUUACUGUGAAAACUGUUCUGAUCUGUCCAACAGUGUGGUUAGACUCAGGAAAACUGUUGAUACCCACAUUUUUAUUCCAGGUAUGGUGUGCAAAAAAUGUAGCAACAAGAUAUGUGUAUUCUCAAAGCAUGAACAGAAAUUUGUAUUAGUAAUUAAAA